Molecule: messenger RNA, 1236 nt
Organism: Cynara cardunculus var. scolymus (artichoke)
Lineage: Eukaryota; Viridiplantae; Streptophyta; Magnoliopsida; Asterales; Asteraceae
Product: COP9 signalosome complex subunit 5a-like
Exons: 6
Coding region: 36-1121 (361 amino acids)
Biological process (GO): protein deneddylation
Cellular component (GO): cytoplasm; COP9 signalosome
Molecular function (GO): metallopeptidase activity; deNEDDylase activity; protein binding
Source: RefSeq, a predicted model, not a curated record
CGGAAAUAGCAAUUCCACUUCCGAAACACCGUGGAAUGGAUCCAUACUCCUUCUCAUCGUCGGCGGCCAUGGCUCAACAGACAUGGGAGCUCGAAAACAACAUCGUAACAAUGGAAACCCCACAGUCUUCUGAAUCAGAUGCCAUCUUUUACUACGACGAGUCGGCUCAGUCCAAAUUCCAGCAAGAAAAACCAUGGUCUAACGAUCCUCACUACUUCAAACGUGUCAAAGUCUCAGCUCUAGCGUUACUCAAAAUGGUGGUUCAUGCUCGUUCUGGUGGGACCAUAGAGGUUAUGGGGCUUAUGCAAGGGAAGACCGAUGGUGAUGCUAUUAUUGUUAUGGACGCGUUUGCUUUGCCGGUGGAAGGGACGGAAACUAGGGUUAAUGCUCAGGCUGAUGCAUAUGAGUAUAUGGUUGAUUACUCUCAGACUAAUAAGCAGGCAGGAAGGUUAGAGAAUGUUGUUGGGUGGUACCAUUCUCAUCCUGGUUAUGGAUGCUGGUUGUCUGGUAUUGAUGUUUCCACGCAAAUGCUCAACCAGCAGUUUCAGGAGCCUUUUCUGGCAGUCGUGAUUGACCCAACAAGGACUGUUUCUGCUGGAAAAGUCGAAAUUGGAGCCUUUAGGACAUAUCCAGAGGGAUAUAAGCCACCAGAUGAGCCUGUAUCUGAAUAUCAGACUAUCCCUCUUAACAAGAUAGAAGACUUUGGUGUUCACUGCAAACAGUAUUACUCACUGGAUAUCACUUAUUUCAAGUCGUCUCUUGAUUGUCACUUGUUGGAUCUUCUUUGGAAUAAGUAUUGGGUGAAUACCCUUUCUUCUUCCCCUUUGCUUGGAAAUGGUGACUAUGUUGCAGGACAAAUAUCAGAUCUUGCUGAAAAACUGGAGCAAGCUGAAGGUCAAUUGUCCCAUUCACGUUUCGGUCCUCUCAUAGCACCCACUCAAAGAAAGAAAGAGGAAGAAUCACAACUUGCCAAAAUUACACGCGAUAGUGCAAAGAUUACGGUGGAGCAAGUCCAUGGUUUGAUGUCGCAGGUUAUCAAGGACAUCCUCUUUAAUUCGGUUCAUCAAUCCAACAAAUCACAGCCGGAGUCAUCGGGACCUGAGCCUAUGGUUCAAUCCUGAAGAUGGUUUUUUAGUAUUCUGAUUGUUUUAGUUAAGAUGCUAUAUUAUACUUUACUCUUUGACUGAUCAGUUUUGUUUGUCAUUUAAGUUAAUGUGAGUGUCCUUUAUUGUUCUA